Molecule: messenger RNA, 1747 nt
Organism: Dacryopinax primogenitus
Lineage: Eukaryota; Fungi; Basidiomycota; Dacrymycetes; Dacrymycetales; Dacrymycetaceae
Product: UTP--glucose-1-phosphate uridylyltransferase
Exons: 6
Coding region: 61-1590 (509 amino acids)
Biological process (GO): glycogen metabolic process; UDP-alpha-D-glucose metabolic process
Cellular component (GO): cytoplasm
Molecular function (GO): UTP:glucose-1-phosphate uridylyltransferase activity
Source: RefSeq, a predicted model, not a curated record
CCCAUCUCACCUCUUGACCACCACCAUCCAACGAUCCUUUUGACCCUCCCUACAACAAAAAUGUCAAAGCAGCCUCUCCUCUCUGCACCGACAGCUAACGAUGUCAAGUCACCCCGCGCUCGCGGUCAUUCCGCAAUGGACUUCAAGACAGCCACUACUGGUGUUGCUGCCAAGGCUAUGAGGAACGAGCUCAACCGAAUGAUCAAUGAGGUGGAGAAUCCCAAGGCAAAGAAGGUUUUCGAUGCCGAGAUGCAGUCCUUCUUCAUCCUGUUCAACCGCUACCUUGCGGAAAAGGCAAAGGGCGAGAAGAUUGUAUGGGACAAGUGCAUCGCGGCUGGUCCCGAUCUGAUCAAACCCUAUGCCGAGCUGAAGAAGUCUGUCAAUCCUACCCUUCUCGACAAGCUUGUCGUUCUCAAGCUCAACGGCGGGUUGGGUACGAGCAUGGGUAUGGGUGGUGCCCCCAAGUCCGCUAUCGAGGUUCGCGAAGGCAUGACAUUUCUUGAUCUCUGCGUGAGACAGAUUGAGCACCUGAAUGAAGAGUUCAAUGUCAACGUGCCCUUCAUUCUCAUGAACUCUUUCAACACCGACGGCGAGACCCAGCGGAUCAUUCAAAAGUACGCCAACCACAACAUCCAGAUCCUCACAUUCAACCAGUCACGUUUCCCUCGUGUGGGGCGUGAGACCCUCCUUCCCGUUCCUCGUAGCCCGGUCAGCGACAAGUCCAUGUGGUAUCCUCCCGGCCAUGGUGACAUCUACGAUGCAUUGAGCAACUCUGGCCUUCUUGAUCAGCUCAUUGCCGCUGGCAAGGAGUACAUUUUCGUGUCUAACGUUGACAAUCUUGGUGCCGUUGUUGACUUGAACAUCUACCAGCACAUGAUUGACAGCCAGGCCGAGUUCAUUAUGGAGCUCACAGACAAGACUAAGGCCGACGUCAAGGGUGGUACGCUUGUGCAGUAUGAAGGCAAUGUUCGUCUUCUCGAAGUCGCACAAGUCCCUUCAGAGCACAUUGAGGAUUUCAAGUCAAUUAAGAAGUUCAACACGUUCAACACGAACAACUUGUGGAUGAACCUCAAGGCGAUCAAGCGUGUCAUGGAGAACGACGAGCUCCUUCUUGACAUCAUCGUCAACAACAAGAUCGCCGACUCUGGCGAAGCUGUCAUCCAGCUCGAGACCGCCGUCGGUGCUGCUAUCAAGCAUUUCCGCGGCGCUCACGGAGUAAACGUCCCCCGAAGCCGUUUCCUUCCCGUCAAGAGCACCAGUGAUCUACUCCUCAUCACCUCGGACCUCUACACCCUGGAGCACGGUACCCUGGUGAUGAAUCCUGCGCGUAUGUUUGGUCAGACACCCGUCAUCAAGCUGGGCGACAGCUUCAAGAAGAUCGCCAACUUCCAGAAGCGCUUCCGCACCGUUCCUAACAUCCUCGAGCUUGACCAUCUAACUGUUGCAGGCGACGUCUGGUUUGGGCGUAACAUCACGCUGAGGGGAACUGUGAUUAUUGUUGCUACCGAUAAUGCCCGGAUUGACCUGCCUGAUGGUUCUAUCCUCGAGAACAAGCUCGUAUCGGGCAACAUCUCUAUCAUUGACCACUAAGCAUCGACAGAAUGGAAUGGAACGCGACGCUUCACUUGAAGGCUGGGCAAUGUCACAGGGCAAAAUUCUGAUUCACCCAAUACCGUACUUUGCUAAAAAUUCGUUUUUUUUCUUUUCAAAGCUAAUGAGCAAUUUUCGAAUUCAAAUCAAAGCUAAU